Molecule: messenger RNA, 2391 nt
Organism: Hordeum vulgare subsp. vulgare (domesticated barley)
Lineage: Eukaryota; Viridiplantae; Streptophyta; Magnoliopsida; Poales; Poaceae
Product: G-type lectin S-receptor-like serine/threonine-protein kinase LECRK4
Biological process (GO): protein phosphorylation
Molecular function (GO): protein serine/threonine kinase activity; ATP binding
Source: RefSeq, a predicted model, not a curated record
AUGAAGCCCUUAGGCACAUCACCAUCUUCCGGCCUACACCUUGCUCCAUAUCCAUUGCUAAUUGUCCUAUUGAUGCACCGGCCGGAUCAGCUGCUUCUAGUUGUAGCCGACAACCUCACGGCCGGAUCGUCUAUCAGGCCCCCUCAGUACAUCACCUGCCCCUCCGGCGACUUCGCCUUUGGCUUCCGUGCCCUCCACCAUGACCCCACCCAGUUCCUCCUCGCCGUCUGGUUCAACCUCGACCACGAACCGGCAGCCGACCCCUCCAAGAACAAGGUGGUGUGGUACGCGAAAGACCCGGCGUCAAACUCGGCAAUCGUGGCCACGGCGCAGGCCGUGUUCAGCAUCACCUUCCAUGGUGAGCUCUUACUCACAGACUCCACCACCGGCAACGUCUGGACGAACCCGAGCCCUGGCCAGUCAGGGAACCUCCUCACGCUACAGGACUCGGGCAACCUCCAGUUCAUCGCCAUCGGGGGGAGCGCCGUCGUGUGGGAGACCUUCCGGCACCCGACCGACACGCUGCUCCCGGGGCAGGCAAUGGUCUCUGGAGCAAAACUUGAGUCCAAGCAGUCGGACACGGACUUCUCCGUUGGCCGCUUCAGCUUGUAUGUGCAGGCCGACGGCAAUGUCGUCUUGUACCUCAUGAACCUCGCCGGUGACAACAUGGACUCGUACAAUUCGUACUGGCGCACCGGCACCAACCAGCCGGGGCAAACCCAGGACGGCAACACCACCCUUUUCUUCGACUCGCCAGGGCACCUCCGCUACCAGAUCAAGGAUGGCAGGAUGCACGAUCUGACACCUCCCAUGCCGAACUCCACCGUUGGUUACUACCAGCAUGCGACGCUUGAUCCGGACGGUGUUGUUCGUGUCUACACCCUGCAGAAGAUUGCCACUGGAAGGCUCAAUAUUCCAUGGACCAUCUUCGGGCUGUUUCCAAGCAAUGGUUGCAGCGGAAAAACAACAGGCUGGGAAGGAAUGUGCGGCCCCAACUCGUACUGUGUGUAUGGUCCUAACAACAAGCUCGAUUGUGAGUGCCCAAGUGGUUACUCCUUCAUCGAUCCUAGGCUCAAGUACAGAGGCUGCACACCGGUGUUCACGCCACAGAGCUGCGGCGGCAAGAACCGGCCCUCCGAGUUCAGUCUUGUUAAGUUGCCCAACACCACUUGGUUGACGCGGCCAUACAGGAUAUAUUCCUACAGCACAGAGGAGCAGUGCGACGACUCAUGCUUGCGUGACUGCUUCUGCACCGCCGCUCUGUUCGACGGAGAACAUUGUUUCAAGAUGGCAUUAUUGGUGGGUGGAGGAUCAGGAAGGAAGACUCGACAUGGAGGUAUCGAUCAAGCAACUAGUCUCAUGCUACAUUGCGGCCCUCGGAAGAAGAACACCAACCAUGAUUUCCUGAGGGUUUUCACCGGAAAGGAGCUUUACAAAGCCACCAACGGCUUUCACAAGUUGUUGGGCAAAGGUGGCUUUGGAGAGGUUUACCAUGGGGUGAUAAUGUCGCUACACACCUCUGACGUAGCAGUGAAGAAGCUCAUCAACUCCAACGAGUACAGCGAGCGGGAGUUCGCGAAUGAGGUGCAGUCCAUCGGCAGGAUUCACCAUAGGAAUCUAGUCCGCAUGGUGGGUUACUGCAAGGAGCCGGAGCAAAGGAUGCUUGUGUUCGAGUUCAUGCCAGGCGGCUCCCUUCGAAGCUUCCUCUUCCAGCCUCAACGGCCGUUGUGGAAGUGGCGUGUAGGAGCAGCAAUUGGGAUUGCCAAAGGGCUAGAGUAUUUACAUGAAGGCUGUGAUUCUCCCAUCAUUCACUGCGACAUCAAGCCCGACAAUAUACUUCUAGAUGGCAACAGCAAUCCGAAGAUAACCGACUUUGGGAUCGCCAAGCUUCUCAACAACCAGGAGAUGCACACCACGGUGACCAACAUCAGAGGCACAAGGGGCUACAUUGCCCCCGAGUGGUUCCAAAGCGACAGGCGCAUCGACACCAAGGUUGAUGUUUACAGCUUCGGCGUUGUGUUACUAGAGAUGAUAUGCUGCCGGAAGUGCCAGGAGCCGGUGACCGGGCAGGAUGGUGACGAUUCAGUCACGUUGUUCGGGUGGGCCGGUGAAUUGGUUCGUCAUGGCAGGACUGAGAUUUUGCUGCAUAGUGACGAUGAUGCCAUGGAGGACUUGGCCAUGGUGAAGAGGUUCUCGCGUGUCGCAUUCUGGUGCGUCGAGCAGAAUCCUUUGCUGCGACCAACAAUGCACCAGGUUGUGCAGAUGUUGGAGGGUGUGCUUGAGGUUGGAAUCCUACCUGAUCCUCCAAACUCCACAGACCAUGCAUCCUUGAUCUCUUCAGUUGGCCGGAGCACUUUGCCGUCAAGUGGUAAUGCUCUUCAAGUGGAGUGA